UCCGACGGGGGUGCUCCUCCUCUCUGUCCCUUCGCUAACCCCAGGUCCCUCCCGCCGGUCCGCCGGCGCGGCUUGCAAGGGCGAACCUGGGGCCUGGGGGCAGGGUCUCCCCCAGAUCCGGGCUUCCUUCCAGGUCUUGUUCCGGCAGAAUCUGCUCUCCUUUUCCCCUCGCCCUCUAUGAAGUUUUGCCUAAUGUCCGGUGCUCGACAGUAUAAGCUCGAUCGACUGUAAUUCCAGUUCCAGAUUGAGCUUCCAUCGUGCCACGGCUACAUAUUAGUUACGGAUGCAAAUGGAACCUCCUCAUUGAAAUGUACCACAGCAACUAGGAAACAUGAGAAGAGGUUCAGAGAUGCACCACCACAACAGAAAGAAUGCAGCUUGCACCUCUUGUUGAACAGGCCAGGAAUGCUGUUUAUGUGCUUCUCGAAUUGCAACUUGAAGACCCGACUUAUCUGUGUAUUUCAUGGUUAUUCUCAGUUCUCAGUCUGUCAACAUUUUUCUUGUCCCUGAAGCCAGAAGAAUCGCUUUCGUUGAAGAAGAUAUUUUUCUUUUCCUGACUCAGCUCAUGUGAGUGUGAUCCCAGCUGGUGGUGGUAACACGCGAGGCCAGGACAGAUAUAAUAUUUCCAUGUGCUUUUAGGCGUGUAAACAACUUCUUCUUAGAUCACCUAACCUUCCACAGCGAGAGUGACAUUUGUUUCUUUAAUUUUGUUCCCCUCCUAGUUUGCUCUCUCUCUCUCUCUCUCUCUCUCUCUCUCUCUCUCCCGUUUGUUCUAUUGGUGUUUCCUUUUGGCGUUUUCGGCAGACGUUUCUUCGCCCUUGUGCUCAAUGGCUGCCUCUUCGUCUUACAGCCUAAUCCCUGGCCGUCAUAGUGAAUUAGGCAUGGAGUAUGAUGACAAACAUACUGGAGCUGCUAAAACUCAGGGAAAGUCUUGGGGCAUUUUCAUCUGCUGGCUUCUUGGAAAUGGAUGUUUGUUUGGGUUCAAUGGGAUGCUUACAAUUGAAGAUUACUACACGUACAUCUUCCCGAAGUACCAUCCAACUAGAAUUAUAACUCUCGCCUAUCAGCCCUUUGUUCUGGUCACAACCGCCAUAUUUACGUAUCAUGAGGCAAAGGUCAACACUAGGUUGCGCAACUUGGCAGGAUACAUGCUAUUCUUCUUGAGUUCAUUUGGAGUGAUUAUUCUGGAUGUCUUAUCUUCAGGAGGUGGUGGAAUCGCCCCAUUUGUUGGUGUAUGCAUUAUUGCCGCUGCUUUUGGCAUAGCCGAUGGUCAUGUUCAAGGUGGGAUGACUGGUGAUCUGUCCCUAAUGUGCCCAGAAUUCGUUCAGUCAUUCUUUGCCGGCAUAGCUGCAUCGGGUGCAAUAACCUCGGCACUGAGGUUCUUCACAAAGGCGUAUUUUGAGAAUUCCAGAGAUGGGCUUCGCAAAGGAGCUAUGUUAUUCUCCUCAAUAUCAUGCUUCUUUGAGCUGCUAUGCGUUCUACUUUAUGCUUUCGUAUUCCCUAAGUUGCCAAUUGUGAAAUUCUACCGUUCAAGAGCGGCCUCUGAGGGGUCCUUGACGGUCACUGCUGACCUAGCUGCUGGAGGCAUCAAAAGUCGCUCAAAUCCAUUGGCUGAAGAAGCUCCUGCUCACACUGAACGAUUAAGCAACAAGCAGUUGCUACACCAGAAUAUGGACUAUGCUCUGGACAUCUUCUUGAUCUAUAUCCUGACACUAUCGAUUUUUCCAGGGUUUUUGGCUGAAGACACUGGGUCACAUAGUUUGGGUUCUUGGUAUGUGCUUGUCUUGAUCGCAAGCUUUAAUGUGUCCGACCUAAUUGGAAGAUACUUGCCUCUGAUAGAGCAAAUCAAGCUGACAUCCAGAAAGGGGCUACUACUCGCAGUCAUCUCAAGGUUCCUGCUCAUCCCUGCGUUCUACUUCACUGCGAAGUAUGGUGACCAGGGCUGGAUGAUCAUGUUAACGUCGUUUCUUGGAUUGAGCAAUGGACAUCUCACUGUCUGCGUCCUCGCUGAGGCUCCCAAAGGCUACAAGGGUCCAGAACAAAAUGCCUUAGGAAACCUGCUGGUGCUUUUCCUCUUGGCAGGUAUAUUUGUUGGCGCUGUUUCUGAUUGGUUGUGGCUCAUAGGCAAAGGAUGGUGAAGCCAAACUAUUUUUUUUUCACGGGUUCAACCAUGCAAACAAGCAGAUCGCAACUGAUAUCUCGUGUUAGUAGUUGACAGAAAAGUGUAUUUUUUUCCAUCGCAAAUUAGUAUGAAUGAUCCUAUUCACAUGGUAUGCACUUGUUACAGUGCUGAAGUACUAAAUGUCUUGCCGA
Messenger RNA from Panicum hallii, 2313 nucleotides. Its product is annotated as equilibrative nucleotide transporter 3-like. Gene Ontology annotation, molecular function: nucleoside transmembrane transporter activity. The record is from RefSeq and is a predicted model, not a curated record. NCBI's taxonomy places the organism in Eukaryota, Viridiplantae, Streptophyta, Magnoliopsida, Poales, Poaceae. Gene Ontology annotation, cellular component: plasma membrane. Gene Ontology annotation, biological process: nucleoside transmembrane transport. Bases 828 to 2138 code for a protein of 436 amino acids. The transcript has 10 exons.